GCAGUGGAACGCGGUGCGAGGCCCGAGGGGUUGGCACACUGGUGGGUGUGGGAGACUGGGAGGGAUCAGCACCGGACCGGAGAACGCGAAGCGACCAGAGGGCGCCCGUGGCCCGCGGGCCGCCCCCAUUCCAUUCCUUCCAGUUCCAGAUCCCAUAAUUGCACGCGACACUACACCGCCCCCUUCCGCAAGUCAGAGGGACAUUGCAUUGGGGAACUACAGAAAAGGGUCCGAAUCGAAUCCGUGGUGCACUGCCCCUUCCUCCCCCACAAGCCGCCGCCGCCGCCGUGAGGACUCCGGCGAAUGGCGUCCCGCGUCGCCUCGGGCCUCCUCCGCCGCCGCGCCGGCGCCGUAAUGCCCUACCUCUCUUUUCUCUCUCCGAUGCAUGUACGUCUGCGGCUAGCUUUUGUUCCCCCUUUGUUGCGGGCAGCCAGCUGAUUUAGGGUUAGCGAGGUGGUCUGACGCAGCGGCCCUGUCCGAUGGCUGUGAUCCCCCUUGGAGGAGUUCGUCGCGGUCUGUGGCUGCGUCUGGAGAAUAAUCUGCUACCCUAGUGUUGAUCUGGAGAAUAAUCUGCUACCCUAGUGUUGGCUAGGGGGUUUGCGACCAGGGCAUUGAUACUUGAGAAUGGUCUGUACGUUGGUGCUUGGUGCACCAAGCUCGCCUCCUCUAGGAUAAUUGUUUGGUACGCCUUGCACAGAUUAGGCCUGUAUCAGCUUCUCUUUGCUAUUGCUGCCCAUUCCAUGUAAAUUUUUAUUGCAGUUUACUCACCAAGGAUUAUGAGGUAGGAACUCCAGAUGGAUGUCAAGUAAUGUUUAUCAGACAUUUAAAGGAGUCUAGGGACCUAAUUAGAAUUUGUCUGCUACCUUUUUCUGAUAUGAAGACUAUCGCACAUGAUUUUGUCAGCCAAUUCUAUUCCUUGUUGCUAUUCAACUGCUGAAUGUUUUCUAUCUAUCAAUUAAAUUAAGAGUAACUCGUGUUGCAUCCCAAUUCAAUCAUAAGAAGCAAGGAUGCAGUGGUUGAUGGAGAGUGGAGGAGUGGGACUGAGAUUUCGUGCAUGCUGGAUGGUCCAGAGGACACUAGGCCUCCUAAGGAGUUAUGCACAUGUCAGAAGCUACAACAGUCAACUUUCAGCUUUGGUUUCUGCUACAUCUGAAUGCUCAAAUCUGCCGAGAAGAUGCUAUUACUUACCUAAUCCCUCUCCAUACCAAGUUUGGAGUAGGUCAUUUGCUUCAGACAACGGAGACAAGUUUGAGGCUGUUGUGCCCUUCAUGGGUGAAUCUGUAACUGAUGGAACUCUUGCUAACUUCUUAAAGAAACCUGGAGACAGAGUCGAGGCUGAUGAACCUAUAGCGCAGAUUGAAACUGAUAAGGUCACUAUAGAUGUCGCAAGUCCUGAGGCUGGUGUUAUUGAAAAGCUCAUUGCUAGUGAAGGCGACACAGUUACUCCAGGCACUAAAGUUGCAAUCAUAUCCAAGUCUGCUCAACCUGCUGAAACACAUGUUGCUCCAUCAGAGGAAGCAACUUCAAAAGAAUCAUCUCCACCAAAAGUUGAAGAUAAACCAAAGGUAGAGGAAAAAGCCCCAAAAGUAGAUCCUCCCAAGAUGCAAGCACCAAAGCCAACUGCACCAUCAAAAACAUCCCCUUCAGAACCACAGCUCCCUCCAAAAGAACGAGAGCGGCGGGUGCCAAUGCCAAGGCUCAGGAAGCGUAUUGCAAACCGUCUUAAGGAUUCUCAGAACACCUUUGCAAUGCUGAGUACAUUUAAUGAAGUUGACAUGACCAAUUUGAUGAAGCUUCGUUCUGAUUAUAAAGAUGAAUUUGUCACAAAGCAUGGUGUAAAAUUGGGUCUUAUGUCUUGCUUUGUCAAGGCUGCUGUUUCUGCACUUCAAAACCAGCCAAUUGUCAAUGCUGUCAUUGAUGGUGAUGACAUCAUAUACAGAGACUACGUAGACAUCAGUGUUGCUGUUGGCACUUCCAAGGGCCUUGUGGUUCCUGUUAUCCGAGAUGCUGAUACCAUGAACUUUGCUGACAUUGAGAAAGGGAUAAACAACCUUGCAAAGAAAGCAACUGAGGGGGCGCUCUCAAUUGAUGACAUGGCAGGUGGAACAUUCACCAUCUCCAACGGUGGUGUCUAUGGAAGCCUCCUCAGCACACCUAUCAUCAACCCUCCACAGUCGUCUAUUCUGGGGAUGCAUUCCAUUGUGCAACGCCCUGUGGUUGUGAAUGGUGACAUCCUUGCGAGGCCAAUGAUGUACCUUGCGCUGACUUACGACCACAGGUUGAUCGAUGGCAGAGAGGCUGUCUUCUUCCUGCGGCGCAUCAAGGAUGUUGUCGAGGACCCCAGGAGGUUGCUGCUUGACAUAUAAAUUCAUGCACCAGCGCUGCGCUGCCCUGCCGGACUGUUUUGUGCAAUUGUGCUUAUCUGGAAAUAAUGCCAUGGAAAUUUUUGACUGAUGAAAAAGAAUUACUUCCUCAGAAAGACGAAAUCUGAGCUGAGGAUACCGAGGUUUUUCUCUAUAUAAUCGUAGAAGAGCAAACUCAACUCAACAUGAGGUCAUGUUUAAUUUUCGGAUCUGAGAUGUUCCAUUACGGGAUGCAGUUCCCACAAACAGUCAUUUUAUUUAAUAUGCAAGAGCAAUAGAGCUGCUGCAUUUUUGUUUGUUGGUUCA
This is a messenger RNA of Zea mays, 2669 nucleotides long. RefSeq names its product dihydrolipoyllysine-residue succinyltransferase component of 2-oxoglutarate dehydrogenase complex. The transcript is spliced from 13 exons. The record is from RefSeq and is a predicted model, not a curated record. Gene Ontology annotation, cellular component: oxoglutarate dehydrogenase complex; mitochondrion. Lineage: Eukaryota; Viridiplantae; Streptophyta; Magnoliopsida; Poales; Poaceae. Gene Ontology annotation, biological process: tricarboxylic acid cycle. Gene Ontology annotation, molecular function: dihydrolipoyllysine-residue succinyltransferase activity. The coding region runs from base 1008 to 2366 and encodes 452 amino acids.